Messenger RNA from Dendronephthya gigantea, 1187 nucleotides. Its product is annotated as histone deacetylase 11-like. Gene Ontology annotation, molecular function: histone deacetylase activity. Bases 3 to 1082 code for a protein of 359 amino acids. The record is from RefSeq and is a predicted model, not a curated record. Lineage: Eukaryota; Metazoa; Cnidaria; Anthozoa; Malacalcyonacea; Nephtheidae. The transcript has 14 exons.
AUAUGGCAGAAGGUCAGAGCACAAUAUCCAAGAAUUGCAAAACUGAGAGGGCAGAAUCACAAUGUGCGGAAAAAGUUGAGGGAAAUGAUUUGUACAAAGAUCUAAAUUCAUCUCAGUGGCCCAUAGUUUACAGUCCAGAUUACAACAUCAGCUUUUUUGGCCUACAAAAACUUCAUCCAUUUGACUCAGGAAAAUGGGGCAGAGCUGUCGCAUUUUUAGUAGAGAGUGGUAUACUGAAGAAUCAAAAUUUUAUAAGCCCCGUUGAAGCUAGUGAGGAAAAUUUGCUGGAAGUUCACACAAAGGAAUACCUUGAUAGUCUGAAGUGGUCCUGGAAAGUUGCCGCAGUUACAGAAGUACCUCCAGUUGCUCUCUUGCCAAACUUUAUUGUCCAAAGAGUUAUGUUAAAACCACUUAGGUUGCAAACGGGUGGAACUAUUUUGGCUGGCAAACUGGCCAUUGAUAAAGGAUGGGCAAUAAAUAUUGGAGGAGGUUUUCAUCAUUGUCGAAGUGACGAAGGUGGAGGAUUCUGCGCCUAUGCUGACAUCACUUUAUCAAUUCACUUUUUAUUCAAGAGUUUUCAAUCGAUUUCAAAAGCUAUGAUAAUAGACCUUGAUGCUCACCAGGGCAAUGGCCAUGAACGAGAUUUUAUAGAUAAUCCUGAUGUUUAUAUCAUGGAUGUAUACAAUUUUGGAAUAUAUCCUCGGGACAUUUAUGCAAAAAGGGCGAUUCGGAAAAAAGUUGAGUUAAGACAUGAAACAGAUGACGCUACGUAUCUUCCCCUCGUUGAACGUAACGUAAACGAGGCUCUGAGUGAAUUUCAUCCUGAUAUCAUCAUUUACAACGCAGGAACUGAUAUUCUCGAAGGUGAUCCUCUUGGAAACUUAGCAGUAACUGAGCAGGGUAUUAUACAAAGGGAUGAAAUUGUGUUCAAAUCAGCCAGAGAAGGUGGUAUACCAAUUUUUAUGGUCACAUCUGGCGGGUAUCAGAAACGAACUGCAAAAGUGAUAGCAAAUUCAAUUUUAAAUCUGCACUCGAAAGGCCUAAUUACUUCCAGUUAUCCCGAGCUCCAAUCUGUUCUGUGACCAUAACGAGAUCGACCUAUGCGAAUCAGACGUGUAAGGCAAGUACAUUACGAUUACGUGGUGUGUGAUACUGUAUAGAUGCUACUACUCAUAAAAGUCAGCAAA